AUGUCCAAUGAACUUGAAGGGACACUUCCGUCGUAUUUGGUAAAUCUGUCAUCUCUUCGAAUUUUGGAUCUCUCUAACAACCGAUUCAGAGGAAAUAUUGCGUCCAGCCCCAUAUCCAAUCUCAAGUCUACUGAAUACCUCUUGCUUCAAUAUAAUCACUUUCAAGUGUCCUUCAAGCCAUUCGCAAACCACUCAAGUCUAAAAACUUUCCAGGCUAAUGAUGGUAACGAGUUGAUUGAUGAAGUCGCGUCUCAACCUUGGACUCCAAAAUUCCAACUAGAGGUAUUCAUUUUGUCAAAUUAUAUAUUGAAGAAUUCCAAUGCAAAUUCUCUCAACUUCCUACACCACCAAUUCGAGUUGAGAUAUCUUGACCUCUCCGGAGCAAAGUGUAGUGGGGCAUUCCCCAAUUGGUUGUUAGAAAACAACACAAGAUUAGAAAUUGUUUCCUCGGCUAAUAACUUGUUUUUCGGUCCGUUUCGUUUGCCAUCUCAUUCUAAUCCAAACAUGUCUGUAAUAGACAUAUCCCAAAACAAGUUACAGGGUCAGAUUCCGUCAAACAUUUCUUCUAUUUUCCCGAAAUCUACGGAUAUAAAUCUAUCCGAGAAUUCCUUUCAAGGUACCAUACCUGUAAGUUUUGGUGAGCUAAAGUCGUUAACAUCUUUGGACCUCUCAGACAAUCAACUUUCCGGUGAAUUAGAAUAG
Molecule: messenger RNA, 702 nt
Organism: Tripterygium wilfordii
Lineage: Eukaryota; Viridiplantae; Streptophyta; Magnoliopsida; Celastrales; Celastraceae
Product: receptor-like protein 14
Exons: 1
Coding region: 1-702 (233 amino acids)
Molecular function (GO): protein binding
Source: RefSeq, a predicted model, not a curated record